AUGAAGUUGCGUUCUGCCGCAGAUGACAUCACGGUUACUCAUUUCGGUGGUGCUUCCAUUGAUUUCCUGGCUGAUAUGCUGGUCAACAAAAUCGACUAUCCAUCCAUUCGCGUGAUUCAUCCUGGCAGCAAAUACCCAGCUCCCACAGUUGGGGCUUCGUUGCAGGCAAUUGUUCUUUCUAUCCGUAGAGAGACGAAGCAAUGCUUUGGGGACAAAACAAUCUUGAAGAUGGUGCUCUUCGAUGGCAGCAACAAUUGUUUCAAAGCUGUUACUGACACUCUUCUUUCUGAAACUUUGCCUGAUGUGAAAAGGGGAAGCAGACUCUCUAUCUCUGAGUACAGUUGGAUCAAGUUGAGUUCCAAUUCCAGCUUCAAGCAUAUUCGCAUCAUGUUGAUUACUGAAUUGGAGACAUCUGAUCCUCCUUCGUGUGAGGGAAAGGAAAUCUUGAUCAUGGAAGAUCCUGAUGACAACCUUUUUGGUAUGUCACCAGAUCAAUUGAAGGCCAACACUACCUCCUUCCAUCCUGACAUUGUGAAGAAGUGUCAUGGUACCGGAGAGAUUGUCUUUACUUGUGCGGAGUGUCUCUACGACCCAAAGACCAAUGCUGGAUUUGUCUACUGUGGUCCUGCGAAAAGGUGGCAGUUGGCUUCUGGUGCACCAGUUGCCACUAGGUUCCUCAAGCCCGACUUCAAGAGAUUGUUCACAGUUGGAUUGGCAGACAGCAGUGAUGAUGAUUCUACUGUCAUGUACUGCGAGUGCAUGUCUAGAUUCCAGUACGUUUGCUGUGGAAGGUUCACCUUUUCCAUCACAAUGAUGGACAAGGAUCUACUCUUUGACCAGAUGAUUGCCAAAGUUCCCGAAGACAAGAGGCUUGCGAAGUGUUGGGAUGACCUCGAAGCUCCUAAGCAGAGGUGGUGUUUUUAUCACUGGGUGCAUCGAACAUGUACAAUCUUACUGAGAGGAAGGAGUUGCCUUCCUGUGGUCCAGUAUGUCCGUGAGAAGAUCCCCAAUGACAACGAACAGCAGGCCUUUACAGGGUAUGUUCCUCGUUUUUACACUCACCAGUCUAUUAUGUCUCCCAUGAAAGCUGAUACGGAGAUCCACAACGAAGAGGUAGAGGAACAAGGCACGGUCAAGGAAGAGGUAGAGGAACAAGAUACGCAAAGGAACAAGACACGGCAAAGGAAGACACCGACUAUGGUGAACCACUGCUGCAGACUUCGAAGCCUACGUCGAAGAGAUGGAAAAGAAUGCUUCGAAGACCGAACGUGA
Seminavis robusta is the source of this 1272-nucleotide messenger RNA. The record is from the annotation of a GenBank genome assembly. NCBI's taxonomy places the organism in Eukaryota, Bacillariophyta, Bacillariophyceae, Naviculales, Naviculaceae.